AUGUCCGCAGACUUCUGGGCAGGUUACGUAUCCGGCGCAGCAGGUAUAAUAAUCGGAAACCCCCUCGACUUAAUAAAAACGCGUCUGCAAGCCGGCAAAACAGCGCAAAAUGUCGAACCUACAACAGCAACGGGUGCGGUAACAGCACCAAAUAGCUUCAAAGGACAUUUUGAAAAUGCUGGGACGCUCGUAAGAGGCGCAACAGCACCCAUUCUGACCUAUGGCGCGCUCAACGCUCUCUUGUUCAUGACAUACAAUCGCACUCUCUCCUUACUAAACGAUUCGCCCACAUCACCUACAAACUUCUCCAAAGUCUUCCUCGCUGGCGCAACUGGUGGCCUCGCAUCUUUCGUGGUUAGCGCACCUACGGAACUCGUAAAGUGCCGCGCACAGGUUGCUACGAGCGCGACAACAACGUCGUGGAGUGUAGCGAGGGAUGUUUGGAGGACGGAAGGAAUCAGGGGGUUGUACUAUGGAGGUGGCAUUACUAGUGUGAGAGACGCAGUGGGAUAUGGUUUUUAUUUCUGGUCUUACGAACUUUCCAAGCAAGCCUGGAGCUCACCAGACGACUCGGAUAGAGAAACGGCUAUGAAAGUGCUGCUGUGUGGAGGUCUGGCCGGAGUGAUAACCUGGGCGUCCAUAUUUCCAUUGGAUGUUAUCAAGACGCGGGUUCAGACGCAGAUACUACAUGCGCCGGUACGAGAUGGUGAGCAGAGUGCGCUGCUAGGGUCAGAGGCACCGAGAGCGCGGUUGAGCUCUGUUGAGAUCGCUAGGCAAGCCUACCGGACAGAGGGUGUGGGCGUUUUCUUCCGCGGCCUUGGGAUAUGUAGUGUACGAGCAUUUGUGGUAAAUGCAGUUCAGUGGGCUGUCUAUGAGUGGAUGAUGAAAUUGCUGCAGCAAUAA
Messenger RNA from Alternaria atra, 903 nucleotides. RefSeq lists its product as uncharacterized. NCBI's taxonomy places the organism in Eukaryota, Fungi, Ascomycota, Dothideomycetes, Pleosporales, Pleosporaceae. Gene Ontology annotation, molecular function: transmembrane transporter activity. Gene Ontology annotation, biological process: transmembrane transport. Bases 1 to 903 code for a protein of 300 amino acids. The transcript has 3 exons. The record is from RefSeq and is a predicted model, not a curated record.